This is a messenger RNA of Oncorhynchus mykiss (rainbow trout), 5223 nucleotides long. Its product is annotated as solute carrier family 22 member 23. Gene Ontology annotation, biological process: transmembrane transport. The record is from RefSeq and is a predicted model, not a curated record. NCBI's taxonomy places the organism in Eukaryota, Metazoa, Chordata, Actinopteri, Salmoniformes, Salmonidae. Gene Ontology annotation, molecular function: transmembrane transporter activity. Gene Ontology annotation, cellular component: membrane.
GUUUAGCCUACACCACCGAUUACCAGCGAAACGAAGCGGGAUUGGAGUGUGUGGUCGACUUGUUCAAAGCCAAGUGUAUCCGAACGGAGAGACCUGGACGAAUAUUCAUUGAAAUCAAACGGUGAUCUCAUAUUGGAUGGGAACCGUAUGAUAUGUAGGAUAGACCUAACGGUUGGUUCUGUCUGCAAACUGCAGCAAUGACCACCACAACCACCACUAUACCUGCGAAGGGUCGAGGACUUGGCAGGUGUGUUACCUGUGGAGCGCGUGGAGGGGCUAGCAAAUAUGCCGAUCAGUCACCCACACCUCUUUGCCUGUGUGUCUAGUUUAACCCCACAUGGAUGGAUGCUAUCCCGUUGGAACACAAAGACCUUCAGCAUGGUGAGCAUGCCUGCCUCUCCGAGCCCACACCUUGCCGGUGCCCUCGCCGCACCUUCGCCCUGCGCCCCAGGCUCCACCUGAAACCGUCAUUCGGUCAGCCUAUUCUAACCGGAGCACCAUGGUGAGACGAGCAACCACUCGGUAAUCUUCCAGAGGACCCCGAUUCAACUCUCAUUCUUCCCCAGUCUUUGUUGUAUACAUUUUGUUUGCCUGCGCUCUGGGUUUCCUUUGUAACACAGGGUUUACGCAGAGCCGAGUGGACAGGGCAGCAGAGCUCCAGGGGUUUGGCAGUUCUUUGUUGCCGAGAUGGCAGCGGGACCAGAGCGGCCGGUGGCAGAGGCGCAGCAGCAGGAGCGGGACCAACCGCCAAUUGAGAACGGCUUCGUGUCGCUGGAGCAGACACAGGCCCCCAGGCUGCUGCCGCACGUCGACGGCUCAGUUCUACCGUCUCUCGGGGGGUUUGGGAAACACCAAAAGCAGCUCGUGAUCCUGACGUGGAUACCGGCUUUAUUUAUCGGAUUUAGCCAGUUUUCGGAUUAUUUCCUUUUGGCCCAACCGAACGGCACGUGCGUACAGCCUCUGGUCAACGGGAGUAAUUGGACCAUGGGAUCUUUAACGUUACCGGUGACCGUAACGAAUGGUGGCAUUGGUACACUCGUGCCUUACCUCCCCCUAGACAAUGGCACAAGAGACGGUGUCGGUGACAGCGGUGGCAUGCAAUGCGCGUGUAAGGAGUGGAAGCUCGAACUGCAGACUGGACUCAGUCAGAACGUGGUAACCAAGUGGAACCUGGUGUGUGAUUCGGCCUGGAAGGUUCACAUCGCCAAGUUCUCUCUCUUAGUGGGAUCUAUCUUUGGCUACCUGGUGAUGGGCAUCCUGGCCGACUGGUUCGGUCGACACCCUGUCCUGAUAGUCUCGGUGCUUUUCAUGUUGGUGUUUGGUUUGAGUGUAGCGUUCUCCUUCAACGUGACCAUGUUCAGCACAUUACGUUUCUUUGAGGGCUUCUGUCUGGCUGGCCUCACUCUCUCCCUCUACAUACUGAGGAUUGAGUUGUGCCUGCCAGGCUGGCGUUUCUCCAUGACCAUGGUGGCCAGUUUCCUCAUGGUGGGCGGGCAGCUGGUGAUGCCCGGGGUGGCGGCUCUGUGUCGUGAUUGGCCCGCCCGGGAUGAUUGGCAGGUCCUGCAGAUUUUCAUAAUCUGCCCCUUCGUCCUCAUGCUGCCCUACAUCUGGAUCUUCCCUGAGUCCCUGCGUUGGCUCCUGGCCACCCAGCACUACCAUCGCUCUAAAGCCAUGAUGCUUUGCAUCGCCAGGAAGAACCAGGUCGACAUGACAACCGAGCCCAGUGGCGUUCUAACAGAGCUGGAGCAUGAGCUGCAUAAGAAGCCAAAGAGGACCUGCAUCGUCAAGAUGACCAGCACCAGAAACCUGUGGAAGAACAUCGUCGUGCUCUGUGUCAACUCGUUGACUGGGUACGGUAUCCACCACUGUUUUGCCCGCAGUAUGAUGGACCCGGAGGCUCCUGUGUCGGCCAUGUUUCACGCUGACUACUACACUAUGGCUGGCAUCGCCGUAGCGACGUGCCUGGCGCUGUGCCCGGCCGUGGCAUUCAUGGGUCGUCGGGGCGGACUGCUCACCUUCAUGAUCAUCACCGCCCUGGCAUCACUGUUGCAGCUGGGUCUGCUCAACUUGAUUGGCAAGUACAGCCUUCGCCAUGACACAGUUCUGAGGGACACGCUAAACAGGAAGUUCUCUGUGGCAUUCUCCAUCAUUGGAAUGUUCUCCUCUCAUGCCGUCAGCACCCUCAGCAUCUUCUUCUGCGCUGAGAUCACUCCCACCGUCAUCAGGGGUGGUGGUCUGGGCCUGGUCCUGGCCAGUGCUGGCUUCGGCAUGCUGACAGCCCCCAUCAUGGAGCUCCACAACCAGAAGGGCUACUUCCUGCAUCACAUGAUCUUCGCUGCCUGCACCCUGCUGUGCAUCAUCUGUCUCCUACUGCUGCCCGAGCCGCGCAACCAGCCUCUGCCAGAGAGCCUCGCGGACGGGGAGAGCUACACUCGCCAGCCCCUCCUCACCCACCGGCCUGGAGAGCAGCACCUCCUUCUCACCAAGCCUGGGGAUAGGGACUUAUACUCCCGGGUCCACGACACGCCGCGGCAUCUUACAGCCACCGGGGGCGCCACAACAGCAGCGGCUACUGCUCUUGCAGCAGUGCCGACAUUGUAUGUUACCAGAGGGGGGGUGAUCAGUAAUAUUAUGGUGUCAAAUGGGGUGGGAGGGUCGUCGUAGCAGCAGACACACACUCCUCUCUGACACACACAGACAGAGGAUAGGACGAGACUGUGCUGUAGGGAUGGCAGGGACUGUCCCAAAGAAACUGUCCCACUCCUGGUCACUGUCAUGACUGGCCUGGUCUGAUGUGAUCAUGCAGUCAGGAGAACAUGGAAUAAUUCCGCUUGUCAGAUUCUUCCAUGAGGAACUCUUUAAUUUUAAAACAUUCCCAUUCUGGUGGGUUUAAUGAAAAUAUUAUCCCUCUCAUUAGACUUAUGAUGCGAUCUCUCCACGUUGUGUUAGUUUGAAAGGGGAAAAUUGAGCUUCCCCAAUCAUGGACAUCCAAGAUUUGGACAAAAGAAAAAACGAAUUACUAUUCAGAUGCCCCAGGAGGGCAUCAAUGGUUGGAUUUAAAUGGGUCGAAAUGUAAUAUGGUGAUGGGUUAGCCUGUAGAGUAGUGAUUCUCUGUGUCCUGAAUGUCACCAUAUUCCCUAUAUAGUGUACUGCUUUUGACCAGGGCCUGCAUCGUGCACUACUCAUGACCAGAGGCCUAUCUAUAGGGAAUAGGGUACUAUUUUGGACACUCAAUAUGAUUUAGUAAGACUUUGAGGGCCUGCAAUAGAACAGGAUCUUGGAACAAAAUAUGGGAAAGUAUGUCUUUGCAAUUAACUGAAACUCAUUACAAUGACUUACAUGCAUUAGUGCCCAUAGGGUAGUUGUUGCCAAGGGUUGUCAGUGUGUAGAAUGAGCAGCAUGGUUCCAUGCUGAGGAGGGAUGUCAUGGUGUCUGUAAGUUAUCAGCAGAGUAGUGUACUCAAACCGCAUAGAGAUAAAUGUAUAGAGCAGCAGAACAGACACUGUAUUCUAUAUUUCAUUUGAAACGUCAUGGCUUUCAACAGUGAUGUGUGCUCUAUGCAUUUAAUUUCCCUCUACUUGGUUUUUUUUGCACUAAAAUUCAAAGUUAAAUCAAAUGUAAUAAAAUAUUUGUCAGCCAACUUGUUUUAGGUGAAACUGCUGCGCUCUAAAUUGAAUAAAAGGGUAGGCCUAUGUACUGUUGCCUACUUGAUGGGUUUAUUUAUGAAUUUCUGCCUCCCACCCCCAUCAAAAGUCCAAGUUGGCACUUUAUGCUUAGUAGGAGUGGAAUCACUAUGAUGACUUUAGAAAACAGAGUAUUGCUUCUCCCAUGUAAUGUUGGUGAAUGAUGGUUGUCAACACAAUGCUGUGAGUGACAGUCGGAAACCUAAAAGCUGUGAUGGAAAAGGAUUUGAACUUGACCUUUUCAUGGUGUUUUUAUUUCCGUAUUCUAUGGUGUUGAGUGGACAAUACUAGUUAGUUACUAGUAUGUGCAGAAUAUGUCCCAAAUAGCACCCUAUUUACUACAUAAGUGCACUACUUGGUCAAAAGUAGUGCACUACAUAGGGAAUAGGGUACAAUUUGAGAUUGAGCCUGUCUCCACUAUGAAACAUAUGUUUCUGAAUGGCUUUAUCAUGAUGGUUCUUUUGCUUAAAAAAUACAAUUAAAAUGGUACAGGCUACUUUGAAAGAAUCGUUCAGUAAUUCAGUAUUUAUUUUUGUCAUGUUGCCAAGGGCAUUCUUGUUGCUUGAAAUACCUUUAAUUUAGUUAAUUCUGACCUUUCCUGUCCCUGUUCUCAACACUGUGGUAAAUAAUGUUAGUAGUAUAUUGGUGUUUUUAGGACUUGUUUCAACCCGUCUCUUUAGCACGGUUAAAUAAUGGCUGGCCAUGCCACAAAGCACAAUGUCUAUCGGGGUUUUGAAAUGGUUAGUGUCUAGUUUAUUAGGUUAGUACAAUAGUGUGAUCUAGUUAGAACAGCUGUGACUUACAGGGUGUUUGUAUACAAACUCUACUCUAACAUACAAAUUAUUAAUACACACCUUACAUUGGCGACCUCAGGUGAUUUUAUUUGGCUCCCCAAGUUUUCUGAAAAGAUCGUAGAAACACCAGCAAAUCAGCUCCAACUGAUUUUAAUUUUAGAAGUCUGUUCCAAAGUAUUCCCACGCAUAAGAGAUAUGUGACUGUAUACAAAUGUAAACAAGGUUUGAAAUGAUUUGUUUUCGUCAAAUAUAUCUAUUUGGGCUUCUUUCAGUCAAUUUGCAGUCUACAAAUUAUUUUUAAGUAUGACCUGGCCCCCUGACCAUCCACUCAACCAAAAUAAAUCAGCCGCUGCUGAAUCUAGUUAAUGAUCCCUGAUGUAUGGACUAUCAUAUCUCAUGUACUAGGCACAUCAGUUAUUUUCAUAGGACAAUUUGUCACACAAUGUACAUAGAGGACCUUAAAGGCCAAGUAUACUCUAUACAUUUCUACCAUGAACCAUUGUUGAUGCAAAUGGCACAUAUUUUGACGGUGGACACCUUGUAUUGUUUAUUUGGUAGUUUGUAAAUGUUUAUCAAUGAAAUAUUGUGGUAAAAUAAAUGAAAUUCCAUGAGUGAUUGUCAACCACUAAUAUUUUCUAAAUGUUUUUUUUAUAUGAUGCACUUGUACAUAUUAAAACCAUAAAUGUUGUUUUGAUAAUAAACCACUUAAUGUAUUGUUUGUCAAUAAAUGAACACUACCGAGGUGA